GUUUGCCUUAGAACCAGUUUAUAUAUAUAUAAUACUAUGUCCAACUGCAAGCAAACGCCGAACCUGUCAAAUAAACAAGGAAAACCCAUUAAAAAAAAGGUCAAAACAAUCUACCCCAGAUACACCCACGCACCAGUAAAGUAGUCUUAAAAGCUGAAAAACAAUCAUUUUCUUCUUUUACAUUUUUUUAUUACCCUUAAAGAACGACUUUGAUAGAAAGGCACGCCCCUCACCUGAUUGCUACUUCAAUCAGUGUUUAACUUGGACGAGUAUCGCCUAACUUCUGCCCCCAACUCAUCAUAUAUGUUGUCAUCCCACAACAACUGACAUUCCAAAGGCUCCUCCUCCUUUUCCUCUAUCAUCGAUUUAACCUUGGUUGGUAUAUACAAGAAGAGGGUACUUCUUUGUGUUUUAGGGGGAAAUCAAGGCCAAAAGAGGGGGAGAAAAAAGGUUUGUUGAUAUGGGUUCUGAAGAAGACAAGAUAUUAGAGAGGAAGAUGAAGGGAUCCAAAAAGACCAUGAACAUAUUCAUGGCUUGCUUAUGGUCUUUUCUGGUGAGUUUGGGCGGAGGCCUGUUGUUGGCAUGGUGGGAAUACCAAUAUCAUCCAACAAAUAGGCAGCUUUGGAUGGUACCCUUUGGUCUUAUUCUGUUUUUUACUCCACUCAUCGUUUGGUUCGCCAUUUUCGUUUCUGAUAUCUUGAGUUUAACACCCGAUGUAUCCCAACCAGCUGCCUCUAUUCAUCAUCCGGAAAAGCUGAGCAAGCAAAAGAAAUGAUCCAGCAACAAAGUUAGAAAUCAGUAUAAUGCUCUGUUAAUUCUUAGUUAGUCUGAAAGCAAUGAUUUGCGGUGAAUCCCAUGAUGUUGUGCAAUAAGCUUUUAGUAAGGUAAGCUUAAUAGCAAAUUUGUUGUUGGAGGAUGAAAAGAAGCCCAUCUUACAACUCCAUUGGGCUGGUAUCAUAAUGUUAUGGGUAAGGUAUAUGUAGAUUUCAGAUGUGAUAUUGAUACAAAUCAAUGAUCUACCUAAUUACUAAUUAUCCUUGAAUGCACACAACCCUUGUUACUUUGAAUAAAAUUUCGUAAUUAGUACAUCUAAA
Messenger RNA from Gossypium arboreum, 1094 nucleotides. RefSeq lists its product as uncharacterized. The record is from RefSeq and is a predicted model, not a curated record. Bases 461 to 775 code for a protein of 104 amino acids. Lineage: Eukaryota; Viridiplantae; Streptophyta; Magnoliopsida; Malvales; Malvaceae. The transcript has 2 exons.